Messenger RNA from Carya illinoinensis, 1326 nucleotides. RefSeq lists its product as uncharacterized. Lineage: Eukaryota; Viridiplantae; Streptophyta; Magnoliopsida; Fagales; Juglandaceae. Gene Ontology annotation, molecular function: protein binding. The record is from RefSeq and is a predicted model, not a curated record. The transcript has 4 exons. Bases 123 to 1085 code for a protein of 320 amino acids.
CAUGAGUCCUCUAUCGUCUCCUUAACUUGCUCACGUGAUACGUACGACGGUGCUUGAUCAGCUACAAAUUAAGAAGAAAUUAUUCCUCGAUUAUAAGCUUUGAAUAUAAUUCACAUCAUCACAUGGCAAACCUUUUCAGAAGUUUCUCUAGAAAACAUAAAUAUGGAGCAAUGGCAGCAACUGCAACCGUACCCAUUGUCAUAUUUACAGGCGUUUAUGUAGCAUGGGGUUAUGCAAGUCGUGCUUUUAAAAAUAAUCAACCAGUUCUUUCAAAAUCCGCGUCCAUUGGAAUGCUCCAUGGUGGCAAACCAGCCUUGAAGAGACUGCUUGAUUAUUGCCAUACCCGAGCGGAUGCGAUGGUGUUGGAUGAGGCUACCAAUGAGUUAAAGACUGCACUUGGAGAUGCAUAUCCAGAUUUCUGUGAACUGAAGCGUGCUGUGGAAAAUCUGGAAAUGAGCGGAGAAGUAGGCGAGGCAGUGACGAUGCUAGAAACUGCAUUUCGAGAGGCCCGGAAGCAGAGGAAACCACAAGCAGCCUACGAGAUUGAAAUGUCACUCGUCGAAAUGCUUAUAUACAAGGAAGAUUUUGAAAAGGCUUUAAAUUGCGAAUGCUUGAAAGAUGAAGAGAUUACUGAUGCGCGACGACCACUGUACAAGGCUAUCAUUUAUAUCACGUUGGGUAACUAUGAACAAGCCAAAAAAUGUUGGGGAGACUUUCAGGGUAUUCAAAGAAACCUUCAAUGGCCACCUAGUCUGAAGGAAAGCCAAGUGGACACAGCUAGCUCUAUUAACGAUUUCAAGCAGUUUGAGAAGGUAGUCAAGUUCCUAAAAGAUGAUAUUCACGCGGCACAAAAGGAUAUCCCAUAUCCUCGUACUGCAGUAAAACAGCCAGCAGCAGAGGAUAUCCCAUCUCCUCGUCGUGAACUACCGCCAGCACAAAAGGAUAUCCCAUAUCCUCAUACUGCAGUAGUACUACCAGCAGCAAAGGAUAUCCAAUAUCCUCGUCGUGAACUACAGCCAGCACAAAAGGAUAUCCCAUAUCCUCGUCCUCCUCCUCCACCGCCAGACCGCAGUAGGGUAUGGUAAUGUACCUGUCAUAAACUGGAAAUGAAAAUAUGAAAAACAAAGAAGAUGAUGAACGUAAACUAUCUGACGGAAUUGUAUUGCAUGAAUCAAGUGAGUUGGUCACCGUAUUUACAUCUAUUUAUACUGAAAAUCAAGAUAAUAGAAAAUAACUAACUAAUGUAUAUUGUCUACUUUAACCUUGGCCUUUUCUUCUUUGGACUUUAUAAACUCCAUGUUUCUUAUAUGAGAUGCUAUACUCCAA